AUGGUAGCUGAUCUCAUUGAUCAAACCAUUAUUCAGUGGAAAUCUCCUCUUCUAUCAUCUCUCUUUAAUGAAGCAGAUGCUUGUAUGAUAGGCUCUAUUCCUAUUGCUCCUUUAGGUAAUGAAGACUCCUUAGUGUGGCACUUUGAUAACUCAGGCUUAUAUUCUGUCAGGUCGGGCUAUAGAUUUUUGGUGAGCAAGAACGAUCUUAUGAAUAAUUCUCGCCCACAACAAUCAAUAAACAUUCCAGGAAAGUAUUGGAAAUCCAUUUGGAGUUUAAAGGUGCAGCCAAAAAUUCAGGUCUUUUUUUGGAAAGCUAUGCGGAAUGCCUUACCAGUUCGUGAGAACCUUGCAAAACGAUCUGUUCCCAUUCACCCCUCCUGCCCUAUCUGUAACGCAGAUAUUGAGACCAUUGAACAUAUGCUCUUUUGGUGCGAUCAUGCUAGAGCUACGUGGUUUUUAAGUCCUUGUGCUUAUAGACCAAAUCCUAUUGAUCGUAACAAAGCUAUUUUCGAGAACUACCAAUUAAAUCCUCGAGAAUCAGCUCUUCGUAUUCAUGCUAGCCUCUUGGAAUUGGAGCAAGCCCUGACUAUCAGGAUUUCUCCAAUCCUUGAAACCUUUCCUCCCUCUUCUACAGUUUCUUGGAUUCCCUCACCCCAAGGAGUUUUGAAAUUAAAUUCUGAUGUUGCUUGGAAGGAUAAUUGUCAGGUGGCUUCUAUUGUAGUAGUGGUGAGAAAUUUCAAAGGUGAGAUCAUUGAUGGGGUAACAAAGCAAGUUAUUCGAGCUAACCCUCUAGCUGGAGAAGUGUAG
Hevea brasiliensis (rubber tree) is the source of this 807-nucleotide messenger RNA. RefSeq lists its product as uncharacterized. The coding region runs from base 1 to 807 and encodes 268 amino acids. NCBI's taxonomy places the organism in Eukaryota, Viridiplantae, Streptophyta, Magnoliopsida, Malpighiales, Euphorbiaceae. The transcript has 2 exons. The record is from RefSeq and is a predicted model, not a curated record.